Anoplophora glabripennis (Asian longhorned beetle) is the source of this 390-nucleotide messenger RNA. RefSeq lists its product as uncharacterized. NCBI's taxonomy places the organism in Eukaryota, Metazoa, Arthropoda, Insecta, Coleoptera, Cerambycidae. Bases 7 to 273 code for a protein of 88 amino acids. The record is from RefSeq and is a predicted model, not a curated record. The transcript has 2 exons.
AACAACAUGUCUGUCAUGGUUAACUAUAGCGUGCUUUUAUUUGUUUUCAUUCUUCCUUGCGAUUCUUUUACCAUUUUAAAUAAAGGAGACAAAUGUUCUUUGCAAGAUGGCGUCGGAGGCAAGUGCAAACUUAUAAAGGAAUGUCCGACCGCUAUGCAGCUGAUAGAGACAGGAGUUUUUCCGGUUAUAUGCGGAUACGAAGGAACUGAAUCAAUUGUGUGUUGCAAGGAAGAUGAAGGUAGUGAAAAUUAUCAAUACCACCACGACACCUAAUCCAGCUAUUAGCAGAACACCUGGAGAUAUAAGCAAACAAAGUAUAAUAUUAGUUUAGUCGCGUUAAUAACAUUAAAAGAAUUUAAUUUUUUGUACGAAUAAUAAAAAUUAGAACUA